AUGGUCGAGGGAUUGUGUCAGGUCGUGGUGGCAGUCGAGGCGGUUGCAGCUUGUGAGGUGGCGAGGGGCAUCGGCAAGGCUCGCAAGGCCUACGCCGACUGGGAUGCCAUGGUGGUGACCACUCCCAGUUCCUUUGCCGCCAAUGCGGUGGCUGACCCCAUCACGAUCAUGGCCAACAAGUCGACGAAGUGGGGCAAGAUUUGGAGCGAUGCAGAGGAUACCCCAGCUAGUAUCAUUCAAGCGCUGAGCGCAAUACGAUGCAAAGCAGCUGAGGAGGACAUCCCUCCGCUGCAAUGCGAGCAGCUCCAGGCUGCUAUCCGAGUCACGGGCAACAAGAAGGCUCGUGGAGUUGAUGGGCUUGGUGCUGGCGACCUGGGCCGCCUGCCGACCCAGGCCCUUGAGGAGCUCAGGGACCUUUUCCAGCGAU
Molecule: messenger RNA, 427 nt
Organism: Prorocentrum cordatum
Lineage: Eukaryota; Dinophyceae; Prorocentrales; Prorocentraceae
Source: the annotation of a GenBank genome assembly